Drosophila suzukii is the source of this 1076-nucleotide messenger RNA. RefSeq names its product Mitochondrial rRNA methyltransferase 2 (gene Mrm2). Gene Ontology annotation, biological process: RNA methylation. The record is from RefSeq and is a predicted model, not a curated record. Gene Ontology annotation, cellular component: mitochondrion. NCBI's taxonomy places the organism in Eukaryota, Metazoa, Arthropoda, Insecta, Diptera, Drosophilidae. Gene Ontology annotation, molecular function: rRNA (uridine-2'-O-ribose)-methyltransferase activity.
UUGGUGCGCCAACUUCGAUAGGUUACACAAUGCGGCUUGUUUUUACGGGAAAUUCUGUUUUUAAACGCCUGCUGCACACGGAGAUUGCCGGAAAGUAUGCCAAGCAACAGCCGCGGAACCUUAAGGGCCGGAGCAAGAGCUCCCAGGAGUGGCUCACGCGCCAGCUGGCGGAUCCGUAUGUGGAGAAAGCCCGCAUGAUGAACUAUCGCUGCCGGAGUGCCUUCAAACUGAUGGAGAUUGAUGACAAAUACGGAAUUCUGCGGCCCGGAGACACACUUCUGGACUGCGGAGCAGCACCUGGAAGCUGGACGCAGGUGGCCGUGGAGCGGACCAAUGCCAAUGGAAAGCAGGAACGUGCGCCACAGGGAGCCGUCUUCAGCAUCGACCUGUUGCAUUUCCAUGCUGUGCCGGGUGCCACAAUCUUUGGCGGCAUGGAUUUCACCUCCUCCCUGUCACAGAAACGCCUGAAGGAGUCGUUGAAGGACAGAAAGGUGAACUGCGUGCUGUCGGACAUGGCGCCCAAUGCCACUGGUGUAAGGAUGUUGGACCAGGAGAGCAUUACGAACCUCUGCUACGAGGUACUUCGCUUUGCCCUGGCUAUGUCAGCCCCGCAUGCCCAUCUGGUGGUCAAGGUGUGGGACAAUGGGGAUGUGCCCAAGCUAGAGCGGGAUAUGCUCAGGUUUUACGAGAAGGUGAAGCGCGUGAAACCGCGCGCCAGUCGCGGAGAUUCUGCCGAGCACUUCCUGGUAGCCAGGAACUUUAAUGGUACACCGGAAAGUUAAGCAAAUAUAGCCUAACUCAACUUAGAUUAAGCCCAGUUUUUAAAAACUUGUUAGAUCUUUUGUUUUUUUUAAAACGCUGUUGUUAAUUCUACUAUGCCUUCAAUUUAAAAUAAGAAUUGAGUGAGUUUUCGUUAUAAUUUAUUCUAAAAACUUUGUAACCUUUAGAUAUGAAGAUUAAAGGGGAGUACUUUGAUCUCAACUGUCCUAUACAUAUUUAUUUAAAAACUCAACCCGAUGUGUUCAAGACAGAUUUAAUUAAAAUAUAGAGGAGACUAAUUGUAUAGACUACUCUAA